CCGCUGUCCCCGGGCGGUGCAGGGUGGCCGCGGAGCCGCUGUGCCCCGGGGAGCAGCCGCCGCCGCCCCUAAGCGAUGCCGCUGCCGCAGGGCUCUGCCCGGGUGCGGCAGCGCACCGUGCUGCUGGUGGGCAUCGCCGUCCUGCUGGCCGCCCUCGUCCUCGCCGUGGUGCUGGCCUCCCUGCUGACCCACGGAAGGCACGAGGUCAGCCCCCAAAUGCUGAAGUGGAAGGACAGGGGGACCACUAAGAACUUGCAAGAAGUCAUCCUGGGAAGAUGCUACAACUACAUCACGGCGCAGCACCCAGAGCUGGGAGAUAAGGAUUGUCUAAAAAUAUGGGAAUCACUAAAAGAUGCAUUCAUUUACAAGAAUCCCUGUAAUAUCACACCAGAAGAUUAUCAGCCUUUAAUGGAGCUAGCAAGUCAUCCUGUACCCUGUAACAAGUCACUGUUUUGGAGCAAGACAGGUGACCUCGCUCAUCGUUACACAAAAUCCAACCAAAAUUUCCUUACCUUGGAGGACACCUUGUUGGGUUAUAUGGCUGAUAAAAUUUCAUGGUGUGGAGACCCCUCUGCCCCAGGGAUCAACUAUGAAUCUUGUCCAAAACGAAGUGAAUGUGAGAGCAACCCUGGCUCUGUGUUCUGGAAAAUGGCAUCCAAGAUGUUUGCAGAAGCAGCAUGUGGUGUGGUUCAAGUGAUGCUCAAUGGAUCAGUGGAAGCUGGAGCUUUCAGAAGCAGCAGCAUUUUUGGAAGUGUUGAGGUCUUUAACCUGGAUCCAGAUAAAGUCUCUGAAGUGCACAUUUGGCUUAUGCAAGACAUUGGUGGACCUCAAAGUGAAUCCUGCUCAGGUCAUUCCAUUCAGAGGUUAAUAAGCAUUUUAGAAGAGAGAAACUUUAAGAUCAUCUGUGAAGACAAUUACAGGCCUGUUCAGCUCCUUCAGUGUGUGCAUAGCCCUGACCACACAGACUGCAGGCUUUGCACCAACAGCACAGCAAUUCCCUGAAACAGAUUUCUCCGUGCUGCUGAAGAAUUCAUUACUUGUGUGUAACGCUGGAGAAGAUGUGGCUACAUAGCUAAGAGUGAUAACAGUAGCAUGGUGUGUACUGAGCCCAUAACCUGAAGUCCUUGCUGUGAUACUAACAGCCAAAUAGCAGGAGAUGGUACCUGAGGUGUGAUGCUGUACACACACACACACUGCUCCAGGUGGGCUGGGGCUGUGGUCACAGACUGAGGCAGCUGCUUUGCCCUGGUUUGCUCCCUCCUGUACAGAUCCCCACUGGCACACUGCAGGGGAUCCCUGGGGCAUGCACAGAGAAUAAAGAGGCUUUCCAGGAGAGGCAGAAUUCGCCCAGAUCAGUGCUCAUCUUCCUGCUGAAAGGUUAAGCAGGAAAUGACCAGGGUAUGCUACACUUUCCCUGCAUUCAGUGCAACCUUCCCCAGAGGGGAACAUUGCCCAGUGGCACACAGUAUAAACCAUGGCUUUCCCAGGUACUGUGACAUUUCUGACCAGGUAAAGCAAGCAGUGGAAUAGGCAGAGCAGUUCUUGCCUUUUAAUGGGUAUGACAGUAAGCAGCUGGUGGGAAGACAGCUGAGCUGAACUAAGAAAAAACAGAAACUGCUCAGAGUUGCCUGCAUCUGUAAGAACUGCUGAGUGAGCAGCUGGGAGAGAAAAUAGUGAGACUGACUCAGAAUAACUCCAUUAAAAUCCUACUGGAUACACCAUUGCUGGUCAGAUUACAUUUUGUUCUUAAUAUAGCAGUAAACACUUAGCCUUCCAACUUUCAUAAAAGGUCCCUCGGGCCACAACUUGGCCAUCCACUGGAAUAGAAACAAACAUGAAAUGGUUGCCACAAUAAGGAGUCUCUCUUGGCCUCAGUUUCUGCAGUGAAAGGUGAUGCCCUGAGGUGUAGAACUCACAAGCACCGGCGCGCCGCAGUGCACUGAAGCAGCAGGUUUCACUGAUUGCCUUUGAUUUCUAUUCUACCAGUCUCAAGUGCAGUGUUUAUAGCAAAACAAGUAUCUGAGGCCAGCAGUGGCCAUGGCUGCAGUGCCUCUGUGCAGUGCCUUUGACACUGAGAGAGCAGAGCAGGCUUUGCUGCAGACACGCUCCCAGGUGCUGAGGCACAGUGUGACCAGCAGCUGCCAAGCCUUCAGGCAGACCUUAGGGCUUUCCUUGGUCCCACAGGGGGAGGUUGUACUGCCACAUGUUUUAGUGACUACCCAGAGUGCAAAACAUCAUUAUGGAACUGCACAAGCUGGUGCAGUUCUGAGCAUCUCCAGAUAAACCUUGUCUCGUUAAUAGCAAUAGAAGGCCUGCACUGAGCCUGGCUGGACCAACCCAAGACCUCACCCAUAAUGUUUACAUUAAGUGAAAUGUAUUUUUAUUUGCAAACUGUUAUGUAACUACUUAAGUGAAUCAACAUAGACACAUACCAAUACUUUUAAAUAGGUUAUUUCUGACUAUCAGUUAAAAGUUUGUCUUUGUGCUCACUUUUGUAUCUCUUCUGUUGCAAUAGAAAAUAUUGACUGUAAAAUCAAGAUCCAUAAUAAAA
Molecule: messenger RNA, 2551 nt
Organism: Ficedula albicollis (Collared flycatcher)
Lineage: Eukaryota; Metazoa; Chordata; Aves; Passeriformes; Muscicapidae
Gene: CD38
Product: CD38 molecule
Exons: 8
Coding region: 76-1002 (308 amino acids)
Biological process (GO): positive regulation of B cell proliferation
Cellular component (GO): plasma membrane
Molecular function (GO): NAD+ nucleosidase activity; phosphorus-oxygen lyase activity
Source: RefSeq, a predicted model, not a curated record